CUCCUGCCUGGCGGCCUCCCCCGCCGCGGCCGGCCCUUUUGUCUAAGAUGGCGGCCCCGGGGGCGCUGCCGCCGCCGCCCCCGCCAUGAAGCGGCAGGGCGAGCGGGCCUCGGCCGGGCUGGCGUCCUCGUCGGCCAAGCGGGCGCGGGAGCCGGAGGCCGGGGGCGGUGGGAGCGGCCGGCGGGCCGCGCCCAAGAGCUCGCCCGGCCAGACCCCGCCCCGCGACAGGGGCCGCGCCUCCGGGGACUACAACCGACGGCCCCGGCCCGAGCCCGGGGACCCGUCGUCGUCGUCGUCUUCGUCGUCUGCGUCGUCGCCGUCUUCCUCGUCGUCGUCGGCGGCCACCGCCGCCGCCGCCUCCCCGCCCAGGGUUUCGCCGCUCCUGCCGCUGCCGCCGCCGCCCCUCCUCCCCGCGCCGCCGCCCGAGUACAAGACGCUGCUGGUCAGCAGCCUGAGCCCCGCGCUGCCCGCCGAACACCUCGAGGACCGGCUCUUCCAGCAGUUCAAGCGGUUCGGGGAGAUCAGCCUGCGGCUGUCGCACACGCCCGAGCUGGGCCGAGUGGCCUACGUCAACUUCCGUCACCCUCAGGAUGCCCGGGACGCCCGCCACCACGCCCGGGCCCGCCAGCUGCUGCUCUACGACCGGCCGCUCAAGGUGGAGCCCGUCUACCUACGGGGGGGCGGCGCGGCCCCCGCCCCGCCCGAUCCCCUGGGCUACCUGCCCCCGCCGACCGGCUACCCGUACCGCCAGCCCCGGGCCCGGCACGCGGCGGUGGCGGCGGCCGCCUUCGCCCUGGACGCCGCGGCCGCCGGCCUGGUCCGGGAGAGGGCCCUGGACUACUACGGGCUGUACGAGGAGCGAGCCCGCCCCUACGGCCACUCCGGCCCGGGCGAGGAGGAGCUGAUGCCCGAAGACGACCAGCGGGCCACGCGGAACCUGUUCGUCGGCAACCUGGACCACGGCGCGUCGGAGGCCGAGCUGCGGCGGGCCUUCGAGAAGUACGGCGUCAUCGAGGAGGUGGUCAUCAAAAGGCCGGCCCGGGGCCAGGGGGGCGCCUACGCUUUCCUCAAGUUUCAGAACCUGGACAUGGCCCACCGGGCCAAGGUGGCCAUGUCCGGCCGGGUGGUCGGCCGCAACCCCAUCAAGAUCGGCUACGGCAAGGCCGACCCCACCACCCGCCUCUGGGUGGGCGGGCUGGGGCCCAACACCUCGCUGGCCGCCCUGGCCCGGGAGUUCGACCGCUUUGGGAGCAUCAGGACCAUCGACUACGCAAAGGGGGGCAGCUCCGCCUACAUCCAGUACGACAGUCUGGAUGCCGCCCAGGCCGCCUGCGCCCAGAUGCGGGGCUUUCCCCUGGGGGGGGCCGACCGGCGGCUCCGCGUGGAUUUCGCCAAGGCCGAGGAGAGCCGGCCCCCGCCACCGCAGUACCAGCCCCCGCUCUUCCCGCUGCGCUACGACGUGCUCCCCGCCGGAUACGUCAGGCACCGCGGCCCGGAGGCCGACCUCAGGGUGCGGGACAGGACGCCCCCCCACCUGCUGUACUCGGACAGAGAGCGGGGCUUCGGGGAGGGAGACCGGGCCGGCCCCGCCAAGACCCCGGAGCGCCGCGGCGGGGACCGGUGGGGCGGCGCCGGGGACCGCGGCCCAGCCAGGCCCCGGGAGGAAAGACGGAAGCGCCGGAGCCCCUCCGGCGACCACGGACGAGCCGCCCGCUCGCCUCCCGAGGAUCGGGCCGGGCCCAAGGCCGGCGGGCCGCCCUCGGAGCGCGGCCCCGAGGGGCUCCGCUGCGAGCAUCACACUCCCGGCUGGGCCGGGCAGGACGAGGAGCGGAGCGACUCCCUCCCUGACGAGCGGAGGGCCGGCCGGGAGAGCCCGGAGCCUCCCCAGGCGGGGAAGAAGAGAGACGGCGAACGUGGCGAGGCGGAGCCGAGACCCCCCGACGAGCCGCGGGCCGAGACCAAAAAGCUCGGGAGCCUCUGUGAGUUUGCCCAGACGCUGCCCCUGGGCUGGAGCGGGCUCCUGGUGUUGAAGAACAGCUGCUUCCCUACGACUAUGCACAUCCUGGAGGGCGAGCUGGGCGUCGUCAGCGGCCUCCUCAAAGACCCGUCCUCCGGCGGCGAGCUGGCCCAGCUCAAGAUUGCCCAGCGGCUCCGGCUCGACCAGCCCAAGCUGGAUGAGGUAACGCGACGGAUCAGACGAGGGAGUCCCAACGGCUGUGUGGUGCUCCUGGCCACCCAGGCUUCUGCCGGAGGAGGGGCGGGAGGCGAUGGGGCCUCCCCGGCGGAGCCGGCUCUGCAGCGGCGGCUUCUCAGGAAUCUGGUGUCAUACUUGAAACAGAAGCAGGCGGCCGGGGUGAUCAGCCUGCCGGUGGGAGGGGCCAAGGGCAGAGACGGUACGGGCGUGCUCUAUGCCUUCCCUCCCUGCGAAUUCUCCCACCAGUACCUCCAGUCGGCUCUGAGGACGCUGGGGAAGUUAGAAGAAGAACACAUGGUGAUAGUUAUAGUCCGUGACACUGCCUAGCCCAAAUCUAGCAUUUUACGAUUCCCCCUUCACCUUGUUACAAAAGCAAUUAUUUUUAAACGUUGAUUUCUCUCCU
Tachyglossus aculeatus (Australian echidna) is the source of this 2597-nucleotide messenger RNA. RefSeq names its product RNA binding motif protein 15B (gene RBM15B). Gene Ontology annotation, molecular function: mRNA binding. Gene Ontology annotation, cellular component: nucleus. NCBI's taxonomy places the organism in Eukaryota, Metazoa, Chordata, Mammalia, Monotremata, Tachyglossidae. The record is from RefSeq and is a predicted model, not a curated record. Gene Ontology annotation, biological process: regulation of alternative mRNA splicing, via spliceosome.